This is a messenger RNA of Triticum dicoccoides, 1528 nucleotides long. RefSeq lists its product as uncharacterized. The record is from RefSeq and is a predicted model, not a curated record. The coding region runs from base 285 to 1259 and encodes 324 amino acids. NCBI's taxonomy places the organism in Eukaryota, Viridiplantae, Streptophyta, Magnoliopsida, Poales, Poaceae. The transcript is spliced from 7 exons.
CUCCUCGUCGCCGUGCCGGUGGAGCUGCUGACCGCGCUCUGCCUGCGCCACAGCCGCGAGGGCCGCCUCCUCGCCUUCGCCUCCUACCUGCUGCCCUGUGCUCACGUGCUCCUCCUCCUCGUCAUCUCGGAAUGCCAUUCUUGGAAGUUAAAUCUUGGAGUAGCUAGCAUUUCUUCUUUAAGGAAAUGAAGCCAGUGGUUAUCAUGUCUUUGGCGCGCAACUUAGUUUGCUGUCUCUGGAGCUGUAGCCAGUGCUGAUGUAUAGCUCAAGAUGUCUCACAGAAUAUGCAGAGCAAGACGUGCUCUGUUUUCUCUGUUUUUUGGAAAGGUGUACUCUGUGUUUUUGCUCAGCGCAGCCACAAUUUCCACGUGGUCAGCACCAAUGUCUUGCCGAAGCAGCGCUCAGCGUGUCAGGUCGGCUUCCCGCAGUACGGCUUCUCCCACACAGUGGUGGAGAUCCUGCAGUCACUUGACGUGCUCACCAAUGAGGUGCUACACCAGGAGCUCAAGGAGUACUCCAGCUGGCCCACCUUCCCGCAGCACUACGUUGACGGUGAGUUCUUCUGCGGGACGACAUCACGGUCGGGUUUAUUGAAUAGUCCAUGCCCAAGAACUCAGCCAAAACUGUUAGGACUUGCGAGUGCACUUUCUUAUUUAGAGGUUCUGGUCAGCUUUAGAGACAGAAGAUUAAGAUGUUAUGGCUCAGCGCCAACAACAUAUCAGAUGAUCAUGAUGCUCAUGCUAUCUGAAGUCCUCGACCAACUUUGCUAUGUACUCAUUAGUAACACAAACCACUGUUUGGUUCAUGAACCCAAGUGUGCUGCAGCACCUUACACCUACAGGAUAGGUUAUGGUGUCUCACAGAAUACAGACAGCAAGAUGUGCUCUGCUUUCUUGAUUAACGCGGCCACAGUUUCCAGGUGGUCUGCAAUGACGUCUUGCCAAAGCAGCGCUCAACGUUUCUGGUCGGCUACCCGCAGUGUGGCUUCUCCCACAUGGUGGUGCAGGUUCUGUGGUCGCUCGAUGUGCCCUUCGAAACGCUCAAUGUGCUCGCCGACGAGGCGCUCCAGCAGUGGCUCAAUGAGUACUCAAGCUGGCUCACCUCCCCGCAGCUCUACAUCGACUUCCAGUUCUUCAAAGGGUGUGACAUCACAGUUGGUAUGUAUAUAUGAGGAUUGCUCUCUGGUCUCUGCCUUCCCUUGUCCCACGAUUAUGGCCCAGAACUUUGAGACUAUCUGUUGCAGUACGCGCACAUGGUAGCGGAGGCAUGGUGCAUUCUUCUUGUACCUGAAUGUGUCUGGCAGUGUCAAAUGUUUAAUGGUUUAUUUCUUCACAUUCAGUAGGAUUGGAGUGCACAUGGCACUCUGUACCGAUGGAAUAUAUGCUCUCUGCCUUUCCUUUUCCCAUGAUUAUGAUUACAGUUCAAAAUUUGAGUCUGCUAUAGUAGUACUGUACACACCGAUGUUAUUUAGGAAUUGUUCUGUGAGAAACCUGUUCUGUGGUGCAUCAGAGCAUACCAAUUCAUUCGA